CCAAGUGGUUCGAGGGUGGAAAUUAAGACGCAGGAAUAAGUUCAGGAAGCUGAAUAAGUGAAUUUUACCUGCUGCACCUCCACGUCCCUCAGGUGCGUUUGGAAAGCUGACCGUCCAGGAAAGAGAGAGAGGAAGCGCACGAACAGAAACAACCUGGAAAAAACAGGAGCGACUCUAACUGUUUUCAAAUUGUAAUAACGACCAAGCGAGGAAACAUCUGCAGCCAUGAAGAAAUAUUCAUCCCCAGCGAGAUCAGCCAGCGCUCGGACGAGGAGAACAGAAAGAGAGGGAUCUGGCAUCACCAGUCCCACGCUGAAACGGUCGUUUGAGGUAGAGGAGACAGAUUCAACCACACACCCUUCGCCUCUGUCUCGUCGGAACACCAACCCCCUCCGCUCAUCCACCUCCACCACAUCCAGCCAGCGGAGCUACGACCUGAGCUCCCGCAACUCUGACUACUCCUCUUCCAGAUCCGAGUCCUCCAAUCCACGCUCCCCAAAGACCGGCAUAAGUCGCAUUGAGCUAUCAGGGGGUCGUAACCCUGACGCAGCCUCAUCCCGCCGCACAGAAAUGUCCAUUGAGGUCUCCUCUAAGCAGAUUGACAACUCACCCAGUGCUGGCAUCGCCCGCUUUGGUCUCAAGCGACCUGAGGUCAGUCUGAGCAAUCGGAGUACUCUCCUGGACAGCUCCUCCAACUCCACCACCAGCUCCACAAUCAGGCGGGAGCUCAGCAUAACACGGCCCCACGAGCCCCCAGCUCCUCCCAAGAGGAUGGAUGCCCAGCUGACCUCAACCCCAAUCUCAAGAAUCCCUGAGUCUCCUCAGAGAAGACCAGAGCUCCCGUCCAUCAGCCCAAUCGAGGGGCCCUUCAAGAGGCCAGAGAUUCCUGUCUUCAGACGGCCGGACGGUUUGGUGCCAAGCAGUGCAGUGGAGAACAACAACAGCCACCCGCCUCCUGCACCCAGUGCUCCCCUGCCUUCCCUUGCAGAGCCAAGGGUGGAGAGGGUGCAGUCACCUGUCACAGAGCCACCCACAGCCCGACCAACAGACAGGCCAGAGGUGAUUCCCAGCUACAGCAGCAGUGCCAUGUCUGAGGCGGCGGUGCCUGAUGCGAUGGUGGCCCCGGCGGUGGUCAGCCCGUACGGGGAGAAGGCCGGUGGACCCGUGGUGGACUUCAGUUACGUGGGCAUCGACGCCAUUUUGGAGCAGAUGAGGAGGAAGGCCAUGAAGCAGGGUUUUGAGCUCAACAUUAUGGUUGUGGGACAGAGCGGCCUGGGAAAGUCUACUCUGAUGAACACGCUGUUCAAGUCUAAAGUCAGCCGUAAGUCGGUGCUGGCUACAGCCCAGGAGAAGAUCCCCAAAACGAUUGAAAUAAAGUCCAUCAGUCAUGACAUCGAGGAGAAGGGAGUGAGAAUGAAGCUGACGGUCAUUGACACGCCAGGAUUUGGAGACCAGAUUAACAAUGAGAACUGCUGGCAGCCCAUCAUGAAGUUCAUUAAUGACCAGUACGAGGCGUACCUGCAGGAGGAGAUCAACAUCAACAGGAAGAAAAGGAUUCCAGACUCCAGAGUCCACUGCUGCAUAUACUUCAUACCCCCGACCGGACACUGUCUGCGGCCUCUCGACGUAGAAUUCAUGAGACGUCUCAGUAAGGUGGUCAACAUCGUCCCAGUCAUUGCCAAGGCGGAUACACUCACCUUGGAGGAGAGGGACUUCUUCAAAAAGAAGAUCAGGGAAGAGCUGCGAGCCAACGGGAUUGACGUGUACCCUCAGAAAGAAUUCGACGAGGAUGCCGAGGACAGAAUGAUCAACGAGAAGAUCAGGGAGAUGAUCCCAUUUGCUGUGGUGGGCAGUGACCAGGAGUACCAGGUCAAUGGCAGGAGGCUGCUGGGGAGGAAGACCAAGUGGGGAACCAUUGAAGUUGAGAACAUAGCCCACUGUGAGUUUGCCUAUUUACGGGAUCUCCUCAUCAGGACCCAUAUGCAGAACAUUAAGGACAUCACCAGCAGCAUCCACUAUGAAAUGUAUCGCGUGAGGCGCCUCAAUGAGAACAACACGGUUGUGGCUCACGCCAACGGUAUGCCAGAGCACCAUCAUGCCGCCCACGAGAUGUAGACGGCGCCCGCCCCCUCAUUGCGGUCGACCUCGGCCGGGUGUGAUUCAUUUGCUUUGAGACUUUGACCUUCAUUGACAGUCGUCCCACCACUCCGGCCCUCCACUCCAUCUGUCUCCAUCUCACACAAGGUGGGAUAGAAACUUAAAAGCCUGCCAGAGAGGACUUUAUUUCCAGUGACUUUUCAGCGGCUGAGCUGAGCGGACUGUUCAUGUCAGAUUAUUGCCUCAUUAACAAACACUUUCUUCUCACUAUCGCUGACAAAGAGAGCGAAGAGGAGUUUGAUUCUUCGUAACGUGCUGCAGCUUGAUUUUUUUACCUGCUUCCAGAUCUUACAGUAAACCUUUGUGGAGCAAAACAUCUGCCAAACAGAACGGACUGACGCUUUAAUAUCCUUCAGAAUUGCCUUAACCAGUAUCUUGUUAAUCUCGUCCACUUUUACUUCUAAGAUUUAUGUUUUUUCUAGCCGUGCUUAUAAGAAUUGUCGCCACAGAAGCACAGUUUUCUGCACACAGCUGUAUCAACACAUGUGGGAAGUGAUGAUAUUCAUUAUUGCACUUGAUCACUACAUAGUCUGUCAUCGACAAACAUGUUGGAGGAGGGCCGGGCAGCACUUUGCCAACAUGUGACGAACAUAAAAUCUGUUUGACGCAAUGUCAGUCAGCUCUCUCUCCCCUGUAGUUAAACAAAAAAACAGGUUAUCAAAUAGCACAUCAUAUGUUUGUUAUUUUUGUCACAAGCUGUGUUUUGCUUUGUUAAAUAUGGAUGUCAGGUCCAACUUCCCAGUACUAAAUAUCAUUGUUUAUUAAUAGAAAUAUCUUAAGAGUGAUUUAAGAUGAAUAAGUAUUUAUGCACGAUAUAAAAUGUGAAAGUUUUGUCAUCAGUUGUGGUCCACUUAUUCAGAUUAUUCACACGUACGCGCUCUCACACACAUACUUUUCCUGCUUUUGGGCCCGUCGUAGUAGUGCCUUAUUUAUUGGAGAAUGUUUGCUAGCAUUUUGGCUGAAACUGGAAAGAGAGAAACAGGUUCGUUGGUGCCAAGUUGACUACAUUUAGAUAUAUUUUUUUUUCAAUCUUUUACCCUCUGGGAAAAUAAUCCAGUCUUCCGUUGACCAGCUCACCUUUUCUUCUAUUGUUUCAUAAUAUACCAAGGAUCUUUAUCUGUUUGAACCAUAUAUAUAAUUCCCUAAGCUGUCACUGUCAUGCUCUGUCCUGUAUAUUCUUCUGUGUUCUGAUACAUUUUUUUUGUACUUGUAUUAUUGAUAAUAACAAAUUUUCCUUUAUCUUAUUUUAAAGAAAUAAAGAUUAAAGUUGUAAAUAUA
Molecule: messenger RNA, 3435 nt
Organism: Sebastes umbrosus (honeycomb rockfish)
Lineage: Eukaryota; Metazoa; Chordata; Actinopteri; Perciformes; Sebastidae
Product: septin-9-like
Exons: 12
Coding region: 226-2115 (629 amino acids)
Biological process (GO): cytoskeleton-dependent cytokinesis
Cellular component (GO): microtubule cytoskeleton; septin complex; septin ring
Molecular function (GO): molecular adaptor activity; GTPase activity; GTP binding
Source: RefSeq, a predicted model, not a curated record